Messenger RNA from Sinocyclocheilus anshuiensis, 384 nucleotides. Its product is annotated as vespryn-like. NCBI's taxonomy places the organism in Eukaryota, Metazoa, Chordata, Actinopteri, Cypriniformes, Cyprinidae. The transcript has 4 exons. The record is from RefSeq and is a predicted model, not a curated record. The annotation marks the transcript as partial.
AUGUAUCUGACUCUGAGAGAGCUGGAUCUGAGCUACAAUCACCCGGGACAAUCAGGAGUCCAGCUGCUCAAACACAAGCUGGAGGAUCCCAACUAUAAACUGCAGAUACUCAAUGUGGAUCAUGGAGGAGAGAUCAUGAUGACAGCAGGAUCACGAAAGUAUGCCUGUGGUCUCACACUGGAUCCAAACACAGCAAACACUCGUCUCAUUCUGUCUGAUGAGAACAGGAAAAUCACAUGUGUGAAAGAUCAUCAGCCGUAUCCUGAUCAUCCAGAGAGAUUUGAUGAGUGUCAUCAGGUUCUGUGUGUUGAGAGUCUGACUGGACGCUGUUACUGGGAGGCUGAAUGGAGUGGACGUGUUAAAAUAUCAGUGUCAUAUAAAGGA